AUGAAAGUGUUCAAGGCUUCGAACAUUGGCGAAGGUGUUUCAGUGCCUUACAAAAAUAUUGAUUUCUCCACAAAUAUGCGACUGGCUAGUGCUUUCACCGUUCCAAUCAAAGACGAAGAUCACGCCAUUAUGCCUAAGAAUGGUUGCACUUCAACAUUUGAAUCCAGUGCAGACUUCGACGCGCACAUUUCAGCCAAUCUACAUAAAGCUCCACCAUCAAAUCCGCGAACAUCUAAUGGCAUCGCUCGACUGCAUUUGAUUGAAGCAGUACGAUCCAUCAAUACUCAAAUCCAUCGAAAUAAGGAAAAAAAUGUGUGGGCAUCGGCUUUAGGUCAUUCAGCACAAAUCGUAGUCCAAGACACUGGUGCAACAGCUCGACUCUAUGAUGCUGGUGAAUCAUGUCGACCGGAAACCUGUAGUAUUGCUUGCACACGCCGUGGUCGAGUCCAUGCACAUCUAAAAGAAUGCCCAGGACUGAGCACUUGCCCAGCUAAAAUGUAUCCCUAUGUCCGACAUUCAGAUGAAACUUGGGAACCGUAUCCGACGAAAAAAUUUGAUCUUUGGUUAUGCCAAAAUUAUUGGCAUUCACUUGAUUGGGAGCAACCACUUGAUUUAAGCGACAAGACUGCACGAGACGCAGUUCAGUUAAUUAGUAAAUGUUCAUUUGUGUGUGCACAUUCAAAUGGACAUCUCGGUGAGGUAGAACAUCGUUUUUGCUCAAAAGAGGCAUGGCACACCGAUCAGCAUGCAUUCGAUUGUAAACAUCCGGUGGUCUCGAAAUUAGAUAUUGUUUUCGUUUGUGAUACAACUGGUUCAAUGGGGGGAUAUAUGAAUGAAAUCAAAACGAAUACGUGUCAACGCAUUAUGAAUACAGCAACGAAAGUUGUCAACGAUGUUCAGUUUCGUUUUGUUGCCUAUCGAGAUCAUCCGCCGCAAGAUUCAACAUAUGUCAUCAAAACGAGCAAUGCUGCAGGUGAAUUCUGCAAUGCAACCCAAUUACAGGCUUUUGUGGCUACACUUGAUGCAAGCGGUGGAGGCGAUGGCCCUGAGUCUGUUCUUGAUGGUCUAUGGGACGCUGGGGUGACAUCCAAAUGGCGCGACACCGAUACAUUGAAGUAUGUUAUUCAUAUUGCUGAUGCACCACCACACGGCCGUUUAUAUACAAAUGGUUCUGGUGAUGGGUUUCCUGAGGGUUGUCCUUGUGGUAUCACAAUUGAGCGAAUAGCUACGGUGCUGAAUAAAAAAGAAAUUCGAUAUAAACCGAUGAAAAUCGGUUCGGGUGUUAACACAAUGGCUACUAUUUUUCGAAAACAUAUUACACAAUAUGAGGAGAGUGAUUUGAGUGGAACACUUGAUUUGACAAACAAGUUUGUCGGCAUCUUGGCCCGUGAUCUUCAAGUGAAAGAAAUGGAUGUGCACGAGAUAAAAUAG
Messenger RNA from Rotaria socialis, 1431 nucleotides. Lineage: Eukaryota; Metazoa; Rotifera; Eurotatoria; Philodinida; Philodinidae. The record is from the annotation of a GenBank genome assembly.